Molecule: messenger RNA, 126 nt
Organism: Colletotrichum paranaense
Lineage: Eukaryota; Fungi; Ascomycota; Sordariomycetes; Glomerellales; Glomerellaceae
Exons: 1
Source: RefSeq, a predicted model, not a curated record
AUACUUAUUUAUUUAUAUAUUCUGCUUUUAUUAGCUACUCGGGCAAUUCUCGAUAUCGAUUAUAUAGUAUUAAUAUAUAAUAUUAAUAGAUACUCUUAUUGUCUCGAUAGACUAUUUUUUUUUUAG